This is a messenger RNA of Catharus ustulatus (Swainson's thrush), 1482 nucleotides long. Its product is annotated as ubiquitin-conjugating enzyme E2 J1-like. The coding region runs from base 132 to 1100 and encodes 322 amino acids. Lineage: Eukaryota; Metazoa; Chordata; Aves; Passeriformes; Turdidae. The record is from RefSeq and is a predicted model, not a curated record. The transcript has 9 exons.
GCUGUCGCCGCCGCUGCCACGUCAGGGGAGUGUCCCGAGGCCAGGCGGGCUGGGCCGGGGCCGGGCUUCCUCCUCAGCCUCUGCCCCCGCUGCCGGAGCUGCUGCGGAGGGAGCGAGCGGUGCCCGCUGCCAUGGAGGCCCGGUACAACCUCAAGAGCCCGGCUGUCAAACGUUUGAUGAAAGAGGCUGCAGAACUGAAGGAUCCUACAGAUCAUUAUCAUGCACAGCCUUUGGAGGAUAACCUUUUUGAAUGGCAUUUCACUGUUAGAGGCCCUCCAGAUUCAGAUUUUGAUGGAGGGAUUUAUCAUGGACGAAUAGUGCUACCACCUGAAUAUCCCAUGAAACCACCCAGCAUUAUUUUGCUGACGGCAAAUGGCAGGUUUGAAGUGGGGAAGAAAAUUUGUUUAAGCAUCUCAGGGCAUCAUCCUGAAACAUGGCAGCCUUCGUGGAGUAUAAGAACAGCUUUACUAGCUAUCAUUGGAUUUAUGCCAACCAAAGGUGAAGGAGCAAUAGGAUCUCUAGAUUACACACCAGAGGAAAGAAGAGCUCUUGCGAAGAAGUCACAAGACUUCUGUUGUGAAAUGUGUGGCACAUCUAUGAAGACAGCCCUCUUACCACUGACAUCUGGAAGUGUGUCAAGCCAAGCGGACAAGGAGGCUAAAGAACUUGCCAGACAAAUUAGCUUCAAGGCAGAGGUCAAUUCAUCCAGGAGGUCUGAUGCUGGACCCUCAAACACAUCAGGACUGAACCACUCUGCUGCUUCACGUGAGCCCCAGCAGGAUGGUGCAGCUAGAGCAUUCCCAGAUCCAGCAAGUGCAACGUAUAGCCUGAAAACUCAGAGUAGCAGUGCAGUGGCUGGGCAGGAGCGUAGUCCAGCUGUGUCCAGCACCACCACCUCGAUGAGCUCCUCGGCAGCGCCGUGCACAGCAGCAGAGCCAGAGACGGGUCCCAACUUCAGCCGACUUCAACCGGGCACAGCAACCGCGAGUCACACCAACCACACGGGCUCAACUGUGCUCAUUGUCCUGCUGACCUUUGCGCUGGCAGCUCUCAUAUUUCGCAGAAUAUGUUUGGCUAAUGAGUAUGUAUUUGAGUUAUAAGGUUGUUUGUCCUAACAGCAGUGACUUGAAUGCUUCACUGAACAUUCUGUAUUGGCUAAGACAUGAGAACUGUUUACAAAGGUUACUUUUUGUAUUUACGCUUAAAUCCUUAUGAAUGUUAAUGUACCUACAGAUACAUGUAAGAAAAGCAAAGUUGGAUGUGUAAACUAUGAGUUUUAAUUGAGUGCCCAGUAGAUACUUGGAGAAACAGUGCAGUGGAAUAGUAACGUUAAGGCAUGUGGGAUGGGACUAAAUUUGAGUAAUUUAUAAACUAGAAAAAGAUGAUUUUUUAAAAUGGUUGGUAAAAUUUUUAUGGGGCAUGAAUACCCUUAUAAGUACCCCAUCUAAGUUAGUAUAAGAUUUGUCUUUGGAGAAGAAAUUA